This is a messenger RNA of Capsella rubella, 1197 nucleotides long. RefSeq names its product dof zinc finger protein DOF1.7. NCBI's taxonomy places the organism in Eukaryota, Viridiplantae, Streptophyta, Magnoliopsida, Brassicales, Brassicaceae. Gene Ontology annotation, molecular function: DNA binding; DNA-binding transcription factor activity. The record is from RefSeq and is a predicted model, not a curated record. Gene Ontology annotation, biological process: regulation of DNA-templated transcription. The transcript has a single exon. Bases 320 to 934 code for a protein of 204 amino acids.
UACUACACAAAAGCAAGAAUACAAAAUCAAAGAAAGUCUUAAAAAUUGUCAUUUUGUGGGUAAAAUAAAAAUUAAAAAAAGAAUCAAUAAUAAUAAUAAACCCACCACCAAAUAUCUCCACUCUUUAUCUCUCUUCUUCUUCUUCAUCUUCUUCUUCCCCUAAAGAUUCCAUUUUUUUUCCUCUCUUUUUAAAGGUCUCCUCUCUCUCUCUGCACACAAAACACAAACAUAUCUUGUGUUAAAGACUUCACCUUUUUCUUUAUUUUCGAUUGUGCACGAAUCAGAAUUUUCUCGGGAAAUUAAGUUAACAAAAAAUAAAAUGCAGGAUCUGACGUCAGCGGCAGCUUUUUACCACCAAACGAUGAUGAUGACGACGGCGAAACAGAACCAACCAGAGUUGCCAGAACAAGAACAGCUAAAGUGUCCUCGCUGCGACUCGCCCAACACUAAAUUCUGUUACUACAACAACUACAAUCUGUCGCAGCCACGUCACUUUUGCAAAAACUGUCGCCGCUAUUGGACCAAAGGCGGCGCUCUCCGUAACAUCCCCGUCGGCGGUGGAUCUCGUAAGAACAACAAACGUUCCGCGUCAUCAUCAUCAUCGUCGAGUAACCCCAAGAAUCAAAUUCAAACCGUCGCUGCUGAGAAACCUCAUGAUCAUCAUCACUCCGGGUCCGGGUCAAAACAAGGGGAAGAGCGGGUUACGGGUCAACAAACGGAUCCUACCCGAAUGUUAUACGGGUUACCCGUUGGAGGAGAUACGAACGGUGGGAGUUUCAGUUCGCUCUUGGCUUCGAAUAUGCAAAUGGGUGGGCUUGUUUACGAACCCGGAUCGCGCUGGUUUCCGGGUAUGGAUUUGGGUUUGGGUUCGGGUCUACGGAGAAACGACGACACGUGGACUGAUUUAGCUAUGAACAGAGUGGAGAAGAAUUGAAGAAGAAAAGGGUAAUUCGGUAAAUGCAUUUAGAUAUCUUUUUUUUUUUUAGUCAUCUCUUAGUCAAAAUAUAACAACAAAUGAUGUCGGUCCAUUUACUGCUACAGUCUUUGCCACUUUUUUUUCCCCCCAUGAUUUGGCUUUAGUGAGUGUUAUAUAAUUACUAAUAUUUAUUGGAAUUAUUAUAGACUGAUACUGAAAUAUAUUUUCGAUAUGUAUUUGUGAAUCUGAGCUUUUUAUUUUUUUUGCACAAAGUUAAGAUA